UGUCUAUGGAGAGUCAUCUGUGAAAACGGAUGGUGCAAUGCCAACUUAGAGAUGAAUAAUAGGUUGGAUGUUUGCUUCAGUUUCAGGAUCAAAAUGGUUUGAGUGUCAUGUGACUGAAGGGGGGAGGUCUUAGGUGAGACCACCUCCACCACUUUAAAGGCAUACCUUUCCAGGUAACACUUUCUACCUGAGCUCCUCAGCAUCGAGCCACAGCUCCAACAGCCAAAAGAGAAGCAUCACAACUGCUUUGGGAUUUUACCUCAUCGGAGGUCAUCCUGGCUUAUUUCAGAGGACUGAUACCAAAUCCUGGAUUCUUCAUCCUGUGGACAUGUUCAGCCCAGGGCAACUGGUUUCUGCUUUUCUCCCUGCAGUUUUUCACUCACCUGCACCUCACUUUUUCCCCGCAUUUCCACCCAGACUGACCUCUCCGGCUCAAAUCUUGAUCCCGGGGCCUUUUAUCAGCUACAACUCCCUGAGGACAUAUCUGCAUCCAGAGCCGUGCAAGGAAGCUCUGCUGUUGGCCUCACAGUCAGCUCGGAUAAGGCCUCUAACAGGAAGAACUGAUGAACAGAGGCCAGUGAAGCAGCGGCGUGCACGAGCCAACUACAGCAGCUGGCAGCUGGAGGAGCUGGAGAAGGCGUUCGAGACCACCCACUACCCGGACAUCUUUAUGAGAGAGGCCCUGGCCCUCCGACUGGAUCUGAUCGAGGCCAGGGUGCAGGUUUGGUUUCAAAACCGUCGCGCCAAAAUGAGGCGGCAGCUGAAACUGCAGGGACAGCUGGAGCGUCACCCACUGAAAAGAGACCAGGAUGAAGCUCCCUCAACUUUAAAACAGACUGAAAAGUGGGACAGGGAGAGCUGGGAGAGACAACAGGAAGGACUUGGCUACCCAUGGACUGAAGCUCCUGCUGCAGUGCUGAGCGUGCGCAAGCAGCCGGUGACCCGGAGGCUUGGGAAGUGGGAGAGGCCGGAGGGCCGGGAGAGGCUGAGCUCAGAGGAGCUCCGCUCUUGCAGCAUCGCCAAGCUGAGGGCUAAAGCCAGAGAGCACAAGGCCGAGAUCAACAGCACCGUAAACAUGUCAGGAGGUGACUUACAGUCACAAACGCAGGAAACUGACGCCAUGUUCAGUGACUGAUCAUGUUCCUUCUUCCUGUUUUCACCAAAAAUGAUAAAAUGUUCUUGGAGGGGGAUAAGACAAAGCAUACGCUAAACCCUUGUGCUAUCCUAGGCACUAUACCAUUGGGAGUGGGGUCAUCUAGACCCACUAGACAGUGCUCUGAACCUUUUUUCUUCAAUGAUUUGUGUUUUUCACUGGUGUCCAUGGAUUACAUGAAAUCUUUCCACCUUUAUCCACCUUUGUCAUGGUUGGGAGAACACGUCAAUGUAAGGGUGGGAUCAUCUAAGAUAGCACAAGGGUUGAACUUUCUCACAUCAACCUUUUCCUUCAUAAAAGGAAAAAUCCAAUCUCUAAAAUUUACUUUUACCCUCUGUUUCCAUUCAUAAAAAAAAUCAUUUUUCUGUUUACGCACAUGCAAAAACUCUAUGUGCUGUUUUUUAAAAGUUGUAUUUUUUUUCCAAACAGAUGUUAUCUUUCAGCCUGACUGAUGUUUAGCGUCCUGUGCAAGAACUUCAUCGGAUAAGAGUGACAAAUGACAACGAUUGACCUUCUUGUGGGCACAGCUAAAAUAGGAUACAGUCUAAAUAAUUUCAAUGAUGACAUCCCCAGACUCCUGGGUUACAAUGACUCACAGGCAGGAUGUCUGCAUGCAGCCACACGUCCUCACGGGAAACAAUGGAAAGGAAACGCAAAAUAAAUUAUAAAUACUUAUAAAUAUUUUCUUUUUUUAUACAUAAAGUAUUUUCAUAUAUAAGAAUAAAAGGGAUGGAAAGUCAUUUUAUCAAAACAACACACUAUAAAUGAAUAUAAUUUGUUAAAACUGUAAAUCAAUUUAAUGUUUAUAAGUGAUAUAAUGAAAUAUAUUUUUAAAAAAUUCCUAAUUCUUGUUACAAGUGGGGGACAAAUUGUUUUUUUUCCUUUAGAUUAAGCUGAUCAAGCAUUGUGGAAAAAAUGACAAUUUAUGUGGACUUGAAUGAGUCUUAAUUAAAACACUGCCCCCUUCUGGUCAUAAUAAAAUCCACUCGUUCAGGAAGUAUGGUAAAGUUUCUGCAUUUACAGUGGCAGAAAUGUUUUUGUAAAUAACAUUAAUGGGAAUUUUUAUCAAGUGUAGCUGGAUUAUAA
This is a messenger RNA of Oryzias latipes (Japanese medaka), 2239 nucleotides long. Its product is annotated as visual system homeobox 2. The record is from RefSeq and is a predicted model, not a curated record. Gene Ontology annotation, molecular function: sequence-specific double-stranded DNA binding; DNA-binding transcription factor activity, RNA polymerase II-specific. Lineage: Eukaryota; Metazoa; Chordata; Actinopteri; Beloniformes; Adrianichthyidae. Gene Ontology annotation, biological process: regulation of DNA-templated transcription.